GCAGCCCCACCGCCUUUCCCCCUCGCCACCUGGCCUGCUCCCGGGCCUGCCGGUUCCCUGCUCCCUCACGGCUCCCUGGGGACAUCUCGCUCUUCCUGUUCUCUUGACAGGAGAACAGAAAUCUGGAGUCUGUCUGCUCCGCUCCCCCCUCCUCCCACCACGUCUCACCCCCCAAGUUGCUGUUUUCCACAGAAAUAGACCCUGAUGGACACGAAGUGGGUGACCUCCGAGUUGGCAUGGACGACUCAUCCGGAGACAGGGUGGGAAGAAGUUAGCGGUUAUGAUGAGGCCAUGAACCCCAUCCGCACGUACCAGGUAUGCAACGUGCGGGAGGCCAACCAGAACAACUGGCUUCGUACCAAGUUCAUCCAGCGCCAGGACGUCCAGCGUGUUUAUGUGGAGCUGAAAUUCACUGUGCGGGACUGCAACAGCAUCCCCAACAUCCCAGGUUCCUGCAAAGAGACGUUCAACCUCUUCUAUUAUGAAUCGGAUACAGAUUCUGCCUCUGCAAAUAGCCCUUUCUGGAUGGAGAACCCCUAUAUCAAAGUGGAUACAAUUGCCCCUGAUGAGAGCUUCUCCAAGCUGGAGUCUGGCCGCAUGAACACCAAGGUGCGCAGUUUUGGCCCCCUCUCCAAGAAUGGUUUUUAUCUGGCCUUCCAGGACCUGGGAGCCUGCAUGUCCCUCAUCUCUGUCCGGGCUUUCUACAAGAAAUGCUCCAACACCAUUGCUGGCUUUGCUAUCUUCCCGGAGACUUUAACAGGGGCUGAGCCCACCUCUCUCGUCAUUGCACCGGGCACCUGCAUCCCUAACGCGGUGGAAGUGUCUGUACCCCUGAAGCUGUACUGUAAUGGCGACGGUGAGUGGAUGGUACCCGUGGGAGCUUGUACAUGUGCUGCUGGAUAUGAGCCGACCAUGAAGGAUACCCAGUGCCAAGCGUGUGGUCCAGGAACCUUCAAGUCUAAGCAAGGGGAAGGCCCCUGCUCUCCCUGCCCUCCCAACAGCCGGACGACCUCUGGAGCAGCAACGGUUUGCACAUGUCGAAACGGCUAUUAUCGGGCGGACACAGACCCUGCAGACAGUGCCUGCACCAGCGUCCCAUCUGCCCCCCGCAGCGUCAUCUCCAACGUGAAUGAGACGUCCCUGGUGCUAGAGUGGAGUGAGCCGCGGGACACAGGCGGGCGGGAUGACCUGCUCUACAACGUCAUCUGCAAGAAGUGCAGCGUGGAGAGGCGUGUGUGCACGCGCUGUGACGACAACGUGGAGUUCGUGCCACGCCAGCUCGGCCUCACUGAGCGUCGCAUCUACAUCAGCAACCUGAUGGCCCACACCCAGUACACCUUCGAGAUCCAGGCCGUGAACGGCAUCUCCAGCAAGAGCCCCUACUCUCCCCAUUUCGCCUCUGUCAACAUCACCACCAACCAGGCAGCCCCAUCCGCUGUGCCUACGAUGCACCUGCAGGGCAGCACUGGGAACAGCAUGACACUGUCGUGGACUCCCCCGGAGAGACCCAACGGCAUCAUUCUCGACUAUGAGAUCAAGUACUCUGAGAAGCAAGGCCAGGGUGAUGGCAUUGCCAACACUGUCACCAGUCAGAACAACAUGGUGCGGCUGGAUGGGCUGAAAGCCAACUCCCGGUAUGUGGUGCAGGUCCGGGCACGCACAGUGGCUGGAUAUGGCCUCUACAGCCUCCCCAUGGAGUUUCAGACAACUGCAGAGAAUGGUUCCACUAGCAAGAGUUUCCAGGAGCUGCCUCUGAUUGUGGGUUCGGCCACCGCGGUGCUGGUGUUUGUCAUCGCUGUGGUGGUCAUCGCUAUCGUCUGCUUCAGGAAAGGGAUGGUUUCUGAAAACCUCCUCUCGUCUCCUUUGGGCAGGAAGCAGCGCAACAGCACAGAUCCUGAGUACACAGAGAAGCUGCAGCAAUACGUCACUCCUGGGAUGAAGGUCUACAUCGACCCCUUCACCUAUGAGGACCCCAACGAAGCUGUCCGGGAGUUUGCCAAAGAGAUUGACAUCUCCUGCGUCAAAAUUGAGGAGGUCAUCGGAGCAGGGGAGUUUGGUGAGGUGUGCCGCGGGCGCCUGAAGCUGCCCGGCCGCCGCGAGAUCUUUGUGGCCAUCAAGACGCUGAAGGUGGGUUACACGGAGCGGCAGCGGCGGGACUUCUUGAGCGAAGCCAGCAUCAUGGGCCAGUUUGACCACCCCAACAUCAUCCACCUGGAGGGUGUGGUGACCAAGAGCCGCCCUGUCAUGAUCAUCACAGAGUUCAUGGAGAACUGCGCUCUUGACUCCUUCCUCCGGCUGAACGACGGGCAGUUCACAGUCAUCCAGCUGGUGGGGAUGCUGCGAGGCAUCGCUGCUGGCAUGAAGUACCUUUCAGAGAUGAACUAUGUGCACCGGGACUUGGCUGCCCGCAACAUCCUGGUCAACAGCAACUUGGUCUGCAAAGUGUCUGACUUUGGGCUCUCUCGCUUCCUGGAGGAUGACCCAGCUGACCCGACCUACACCAGCUCCCUGGGUGGCAAGAUCCCUAUCAGAUGGACAGCUCCAGAGGCCAUCGCCUACCGCAAAUUCACCUCGGCCAGCGACGUGUGGAGCUAUGGCAUCGUCAUGUGGGAAGUGAUGUCCUACGGGGAGCGGCCCUACUGGGACAUGUCCAACCAGGAUGUGAUCAACGCGGUGGAGCAAGAUUACCGCCUGCCACCCCCCAUGGACUGCCCCACGGCGCUGCAUCAGCUGAUGUUGGACUGCUGGGUGCGUGACCGCAACCUGCGGCCCAAGUUUGCACAGAUCGUCAACACGCUGGACAAGCUCAUCCGCAACGCUGCCAGCCUGAAAGUCAUCGCCAGCGUCCAGUCUGGUGUCUCACAGCCACUCCUGGACCGCACCGUCCCGGACUACACCACCUUCACCACUGUGGGAGACUGGCUGGACGCCAUCAAAAUGGGACGGUACAAGGAGAACUUCGUCAAUGCUGGCUUUGCCUCCUUCGACCUGGUGGCACAGAUGACUGCAGAAGAUCUGCUGAGGAUAGGGGUGACGCUAGCAGGGCACCAGAAGAAGAUCCUGAGCAGCAUUCAGGACAUGAGGCUGCAGAUGAACCAGACGCUGCCGGUUCAGGUUUGACCGCAGGGAACUCUGCAUUCGAACGGACCGAGGGAAUCUGCCAACCGGGUUCCAGUUUGCGGUGCAGCCCGGCUUCCCGUUUUCCCCUUCACGUGGCGCUCCUGCCUCGGACGGUCGCCUGGGACAGGCUGGGCCGGGCCGCCCUUCCCUGAAUCGGAGGCACUCGUGCCGAGAGGGAGCCCAGCUUUUCGUCCUGUGUCCUGGAGCGACGAGGCAGCGACACGGUCUUCAUAUUGAAGAUGGAUUAUGGGACAGAGAGGGCACGCCUCGCUUCCCGCCCUGUCUCGGUGCCCAUCGGUUUGAAGAGUUGUUCUGCUUCUUGGAUUUCUUUUUACCCCGUUUUCCCUGCACCAAGUCCUCACUUCCCACCUCUCUCCAAGGCCACAGACUGUUUACCCGUCCGCUAAGUCCGUCAGACACGUCCGAAGCCUUCCCCGACUCUGGCCCCCACGUGGAAGCAGCGAGGGGAGGCCGAGCCGACUCGGGGGCUGCCCGUGGUGGAGACGGCGACAGGGAAGGGGCCGCCUGGCCCCAGACAAUCACUUCUCUCUCCUCCGCCCCUCGCGGCCCCGCCACGCAAGGGUCUGCACUGGAACGUGUCCGAAGGGAAGGCUUUGCUCCGUUUCUUGGCUUUGCACGCCAGAAUCCGAACCCAGUGAGAUUUUACUAUGCAGGGAGUUAGGCAAAAAAUAUAUAUAUAUAGAUAUAUAUAUUAAAAAAAAUAAGAGGGAGCAGAAAGGGGAGGGAGGGGGACCAGGUGCCCAGCUCCGCAUCUCUUACCCCUCUUGGUUCUCGUGGCCAGCUCUGGACUGCAGAGCAAGGCCGUCAGCACGUUUGCACAGGGACCCCUCCGCCCCCAGGACCGAAGGCAGCCACGCUCCCGCCAGCGGGGACGGAGAGCGGGGCUGGGGGCGGGAGGCCGCGCCGCGGGGAGAGGCCCGGCCCUCCCCGGCCUCACGUUUUUAUGCAGAAGGAGCAGGGCCCGCCGGCGCCGGAGCCGGCGCGGCCGAGCCGCUCCUGACACACGCUGUGAUUGCUGCCAAAAGACUCACUCACCUUUCUCUGACUAUUUACUGCAGCCCGGUUCCUCCAAGCUGAGGGCGAGACUCCCAGCGUGCGUGAGUGUGCGUGAGUGUGUGCGUGCGUGGCGUGCGUGUGUGCUGGCCGUCAGGACUGUGUGAGGCAACGGGCAGAAUAAAGGCAAUAAGAAUUUUA
Molecule: messenger RNA, 4335 nt
Organism: Dromaius novaehollandiae (emu)
Lineage: Eukaryota; Metazoa; Chordata; Aves; Casuariiformes; Dromaiidae
Gene: EPHB3
Product: EPH receptor B3
Exons: 16
Coding region: 205-3120 (971 amino acids)
Biological process (GO): ephrin receptor signaling pathway; axon guidance; protein phosphorylation
Cellular component (GO): dendrite; plasma membrane
Molecular function (GO): protein binding; transmembrane-ephrin receptor activity; ATP binding
Source: RefSeq, a predicted model, not a curated record